This is a messenger RNA of Tupaia belangeri chinensis (Chinese tree shrew), 309 nucleotides long. Its product is annotated as eukaryotic translation initiation factor 1A, Y-chromosomal-like. The record is from RefSeq and is a predicted model, not a curated record. The transcript is spliced from 2 exons. The coding region runs from base 1 to 309 and encodes 102 amino acids. NCBI's taxonomy places the organism in Eukaryota, Metazoa, Chordata, Mammalia, Scandentia, Tupaiidae.
AUGCCUGCUUCUUUCGGUGAGGUUCCUUGUGUCACCCUUCAGAAUCACAACUGCCAUAGCUACCUGGAGACAUGUCAGAGACUCAGUGAGGCCACUGUCAUUGCUGUGCCCAUGAAUGAAGGUAAAGGAGACCUUCAUGGUAACCAACCUGAUGUGAUUUUAAAAUACAAUGAAGACAAAGCCAGAAGUCUAAUAGUAUAUGACGAAUUUCCUGAGCAUUCUAAAAAUGAAACUAAAACAUUUGAUUGUGGAGAUGAUGAAAUUCAGUUUUAUGACAUUGGGUAUGAUGAAGACAUUGAUGAUAUCUGA